AUGUCAACUCGCGCACAGGGGAACCUCCCCCCCACGGCCACCCCGUCGGACCGGCAACGCUCCAUUCUGGGCGGCCAGCCUCAGGCAAAGCAAGCAGCCACGGUCACGGUCGCUGCCGGCAGCCACUCGGCCGCCGGUACUUCGGCGGCCACUCCCCCCGCUCGACAGCAGCAAGACCCUGCCCCCGCCGCCGCACCACCGGCGAUCGACUACUCGGAGUGCCAGGUUGUUGACGUGGAGUCCAGCCAUUUGGAGCCCCUGAUGCUUGGCGGCGGAGGACCCAAGCGCCUCGCUGUUGAGCUUGCGUCGGACGACGAGCCCUCGGGCGCCCCGCCCCGAGGCCCUCUGCUCCUGGCCUCGCCCUCGGGCGCCCCUGCCGGUGGGCGGCCCAAUCAUCGUCGCGCACCAGCGCCGGGGGGACAGCUUGGCCCCGGGGCCAGUGGUCUGACCGCUCCGAAGCACAACGCCACUCAGCCCAAGGCCGCCACCAGCGUCGAGAGCAAGGACAGGGCUGCUGCCUCUGUCCCGGCCAAGUCUGCCACCACGGCCGUCGAGACGAAGGCCGCCCCUGUUCCCGCGCAACCGGCCAGUGCCCCGGCCCCUGCCAAGCGCUCCUUCCUGGGGGGCCUUUUCGGCCGUGGGUCUGACAGCAAUCACCAGGCGCCCGCCACGGAUGCGGACGCCAAGGCAACGGCCAAGAAGAAGAUGGCCAUCCCAGCCCCGCCGUCACCCCCGCCGAAGGACCUGUACCCGGCCCGGCGGCCGCUGCGCGUGUCCAAGCGCCCCCGCGCCCCCAUGGCAGCCUCGCAGGCGCCGCCAUCGUCACCGGGGGCCGCCACCGCCGCCCAGCAGCCCCGGAAGCAGCCCGGCCUCAGGCGGCAGGAAUCCCAGCAGCGCGCACAUGCCUCGCCGAGUGGGGGCCCGAGUGCAAGCUCGUCUCAGACCGAGACCCGGUCCCGUAUCUGGGACUACCUGCUGAUGGACGAGCUCUUUGAUGUGGCCUCCUCGCCGGAGGACGCGGUCUCGGACGCCAAGUCCCGGCUGCUGGCCGACGACGGCCGGACCGCCUUCGAUGCGGCCGCCCGCGACCGGGCCGACACCCAGCGCUUUGCCCAGCGUCUGUAUGACCUGCUGACCGCUCCGGAGGACGCCUCCGAGGCAGGCGCUGCACCUGCCGCCGGCGCCGGGGCCGCUCAUUCUGCUGCCCCCCCUGCACAGGCCGAUGCGGCGCCCAGCCGGCCGAGGUCCCCGCCCCACUCGCCGCAACACCAUCCUCACCCCCACCAGCCCCACCACCACCACCAACACAAGGCCGGGUUUUCCUCGGAGGAGUUUUUCUCCACCGACUCCUUUGUCAGUGCUUGGGGUGCGCCGAGCCAGCGUCCCGCCGAGCAGCAACAGCAGCAGCAGCAGCCCCGACAGCAUGAUGGCCUGUCGGUGGCGGUCGGGGGGGGCCGGUCGUCCUCUUCGUCCCAGCAUCCGGCCGCCCCUCCUGAUGACAAGAUGUUCGACGCGGCGCACUCGCCCUCCAGCCUGGAGACCAUCAUGUGCCGGGCGACCGCGGCCGGGCCCGGAGGUGUUCAGGCUGCCGAGAGUGCCGGGCGUAAGUACUGA
Molecule: messenger RNA, 1614 nt
Organism: Fonticula alba
Lineage: Eukaryota; Rotosphaerida; Fonticulaceae
Exons: 2
Coding region: 1-1614 (537 amino acids)
Source: RefSeq, a predicted model, not a curated record